UCAAAACUCUGUUGCCUAUGGACUCUAUUGAUUGGUCAACGAGGAGAUGUAAAAAAUGGCUGCCUUGCAUUCUCCUACCCAGGUGGCAGGGAACCACAGCGCGAUAUACGAAGCGUAUUAUCACCAGGUGGACCCGAACGCGACGGGCGCGGUGCAGGCGCCCGACGCUGCGCGGUUCCUCAAGAAGUCCCGCCUCAGUGACGUCGUGCUGUCCAAGAUAUGGGACCUCUCCGACCCCAACGGCAAGGGAUACCUCGACAAGACGGGGCUGUUCGUGGCGCUGAAGCUGGUGGCGCUGGCGCAGGCGGGCCGCGACAUCAACAUGAGCAACAUCCACGCCGACACGCCGCCACCCAAAGUGGGCGAGCUGCCGCGCGCCCCGGCGCAGGGCCCCCCGCGGCCCGCGGCGCCGGCGCCCGCGCCCGCCGCCGCCUCCGACUGGUCCAUCAAGCCCGGCGAGCGCGACAAGUACAACGCACUCUUCGACUCGCUGCAGCCCAGUAACGGGCUCAUCGCCGGCAACAAGGUGAAGGGAGUGCUGAUGGAGUCCAAGCUGCCGCUGGACACGCUGGGCAAGAUCUGGGACCUGGCGGACCAGGACCGCGACGGCAUGCUGGACCGACACGAGUUCUUGGUGGCCAUGCACCUGGUGUACAAGGCGCUGGAGAAGCACGCGGUGCCGACCACGCUGCCGCCCGAGCUGCGCGCGCGCCCGGCGCGCCCCGCCUCGCCCCAGUGCCGCCCGCCGCCGCCCAAGCAGACCAACGCCAGCCUGCUCGAGGGCCUGCUGGACUUGUCUAGCCCGCCGUCGUCGCAGCCGCCGCUGAUCGCGCCGCUGUCCGCGGCGGGGCCGCCCCUGGCGCCGCUCGGGUCGGCCCCGCCGUCGGCCCCGCUCGAGGCCUCGGCUCCGUCGGGCUGGGCGGUGUCGGCGGCGGAGAAGGCCGCCUCGGACGCGCAGUUCGCGGUGGCCGACGCGGACCGCGACGGCCUCGUGUCGGGGCUCGAGAUCAAACACGUGUUCCUCGAGUCCGGGCUGCCCCAGCAGACCCUCGCGCACAUAUGGGCGCUCUGCGACAUAGAGGGCGUGGGCAAGCUGAACCGCGGGCAGUUCGCGCUCGCCAUGUGGCUCGUGAAGAGAGCGCUGCGGGGAGAGGCCCCGCCUCAGCACCUGGCCCCCAACAUGAGGCCCCCUCCCGAGGCCGCCGUGCCACAGGUACCUCACUGUUCACAUGUGGCUUGUGUAGAGGACGCUGCGGGGAGAGGCCCCGCCCCAGCACCUGGCCCCCAACAUGAGAGGACGCUGCGGGGAGAGGCCCCGCCCCAGCACCUGGCCCCCAACAUGAGGCCCCCUCCCGAGGCCGCCGUGCCACAGAGGACGCUGCGGGGAGAGGCCCCGCCCCAGCACCUGGCCCCCAACAUGAGGCCCCCUCCCGAGGCCGCCGUGCCACAGAGGGCGCUGCGGGGAGAGGCCCCGCCCCAGCACCUGGCCCCCAACAUGAGGCCCCCUCCCGAGGCCGCCGUGCCACAGAGGACGCUGCGGGGAGAGGCCCCGCCCCAGCACCUGGCCCCCAACAUGAGGCCCCCUCCCGAGGCCGCCGUGCCACAGAGGGCGCUGCGGGGAGAGGCCCCGCCCCAGCACCUGGCCCCCAACAUGAGGCCCCCUCCCGAGGCCGCCGUGCCACAGAGGACGCUGCGGGGAGAGGCCCCGCCCCAGCACCUGGCCCCCAACAUGAGGCCCCCUCCCGAGGCCGCCGUGCCACAGAGGGCGCUGCGGGGAGAGGCCCCGCCCCAGCACCUGGCCCCCAACAUGAGGCCCCCUCCCGAGGCCGCCGUGCCACAGCCCGCGGAGGCGCCGACGCUGGGCCCGCAGCCCACGCCGGAGAUGGAAGCCAUCGCGCGCGAGGUGGACGCGCUGGCGCGCGAGCGGCUCGCGCUGGAGGCCGAGAUCGCCGCGAGGAGCCGCGAGCUGGCCGCCGGCACGCAGGAGGCCGCCGGCCUGCAGAGUGAAUUGGACACGUUAACGGCGACGCUGAAACAGUUAGAAAACCAAAAAGGAGAGGCACAAAAGAGGUUAAAUGAUCUGAAAGCACAGGUGGAGAAGCUGAGGUCUCAGGUGGCGGCACAAGAAGCCGCGGCCGACGAGACCUCCGCCGAGGUGGCGGCGCGGCGCCAGGCCGCCAACAGUCUGCGUGAGCGAGAGAGCAUGCUGCAGGACGAGCUGGAGCGAGCGAGACGGCAGGCCGACGAGCUCACGGACGCACACAGCCGCACCGUGCUGCAAGUCAGCCAGGCGAACAUAAAGAUAACGCACCUGGAGGAGCAGCUGCGCCUGAUCUCGGAGGGCGCGGAGGCGCUGGCGGCGGGCGGCGCGGCGGCGCAGGCCGCGCUCGCCGUGCGCCCGGCCGUCGACCGCGCCAGCCUCCACCGCCUCGUCGGCGCCGGGGAGGAGGAGCGGCCGGCCGGCAAGGGGUUCUCGGACAUGAACGGCGGCUUCGCGGACCCCUUCAAGGACGACUUCUCCGCGCCCGCCGCCGACACGCGCGACCCCUUCGCGCCCAAGUCCGGCGCCGUGCCCGCGCAGGCCGGGUUCGCGCGGGACCCGUUCGCGUCGGGCGGCGACCCGUUCGCCGGCGACUCGUUCGCCGACGCCGACAACAAGCGGCCCCUCGACGCCACCUGGGAGGCGGACCCGUUCGCCGCGCUGCACGCGCCCACGCGCGCCUCGCCCACGCCCUCGCUGCCCCCCAAGCGGCACAAGACGCCGCCCCCGCGCCCCGCGCCGCCCCGCCCCAACCCGCCCGGCAAGGUAUCGAUGAUGCCGGUCCCUUCGAGCCAGGGGUGCGGCGUGAUCAUUAUAACACUGUGCACUAACAUGCUAACUCGGCUCGUGCUUGUCCCCACUUGCAGCGCUAAGCGGACGCAGCCCGGAGCGGACACGUGCGUACACUUACCCCCCCCCCCCACCCUCACCCUCACCCUCACCCCUCCUUCGACCCCCCUCCCUCCCACCCGACGCCACCACAACGCUCGCUCACCCGCUUGUUUCGUCCAGACCGUGGACUUCGCCGAGGACCCCUUCAAGGACUACCGCUACGAGGACCCCUUCAAUAUCGAGGACCCCUUCGAGGACGCCGCCGACGGCGAGGACCCGUUCGCGCGCAGCAGCUCCGCCGCCAUCUUCCAGCCCGACGACCCGUUCCGCGGCAACCUCAACGGCUUCCCCGAGCCGGAGCGAGGCGGCCGCGUCUCCGCCCCGCCCCUCGCCGGCGACCCCUUCUGCGGGUCGCACCCCGCCCCCGCCCCCGCCCCCGCCCCCGCCCCCGGGGGCUGGCAGGACGACUGGGCCGCCGACGACGCGUGGGCCAAACCCGCCACCUCGAACGACGCGUGGAACGACAACAAAACGGACAACCGGGCCGACUCCGGCCGGAAAACUGACAACUGGGCCGACAAGACCGACAACUGGGCCGACAAGACCGACAACUGGGCCAACAAAACGGACAACCGGGCCAAAAACGACUGGGCGGCCGACUUCGGCGACCGGAAUAAAAACCUCAACGAGUCGUGGCCGAACACGCUGCCCAAGAAGGAGAAGUCUCCCAGACCGGUGAAGUACGCCAAGAGUCUCGUUCACACGAUAGGCGGGAUCGGUCGCAGCAAGCAGAAGAAGCGGGGCAAGGAGGAGGCGGGCGCGCCGAGCGAGGAGCAGCAGUGGGCGUGGGCGGCGGCCGAGUCGGCGCGCCUGGCCCGCGACGCCGAGCGCCGCCGCCGCCGCGAGGACGCCGAGCUGCAGCGCGUGCUCGCCAUCUCGCGCCGGGACAAGUGACCGCG
This is a messenger RNA of Cydia amplana, 3831 nucleotides long. It is a transcript of the gene Eps-15, whose product is annotated as epidermal growth factor receptor substrate 15-like 1. Bases 56 to 3826 code for a protein of 1256 amino acids. Lineage: Eukaryota; Metazoa; Arthropoda; Insecta; Lepidoptera; Tortricidae. Gene Ontology annotation, biological process: endocytosis; endosomal transport. Gene Ontology annotation, molecular function: cadherin binding; calcium ion binding. Gene Ontology annotation, cellular component: cytoplasm; clathrin coat of coated pit; plasma membrane. The transcript has 24 exons. The record is from RefSeq and is a predicted model, not a curated record.